Molecule: messenger RNA, 6259 nt
Organism: Rhagoletis pomonella (apple maggot)
Lineage: Eukaryota; Metazoa; Arthropoda; Insecta; Diptera; Tephritidae
Product: DNA-directed RNA polymerase II subunit RPB1
Exons: 9
Coding region: 382-6051 (1889 amino acids)
Biological process (GO): transcription by RNA polymerase II
Cellular component (GO): RNA polymerase II, core complex
Molecular function (GO): DNA binding
Source: RefSeq, a predicted model, not a curated record
AAUACUCGCUUCUUUUUGCCACAGGAAAAAGUCAUCUAAUGAACCUGCUGCAAUCUUUUCCUUGUUAAAUAAGCGUCAGUUCGGCAAAAUAAUAAACAAAAAGCACUUUAAAUUGUAGCUAAAGUGUCGCGGCACUUGCGCCCACAGAUUUUUGGGCGACAACUGUUUAUUUUAGGACCUUAAUGUGUGUUUGAAAAUUUUGCAAAUUUCACCAGAAGAAACUGCGACGUCGAUAACGAACGAGGCGAUAGAAAAAAACGCAUCGUGUCGAGUGCGCCACAGUCGGAGACUCCGGCCUUUAGGGGAGCACCCUUUUGGUAAUUUUAUAGGUUUUUAAUAAAGAAAAAUUUUGUUAUUGGGAAAAAAAAGUAGACUAUAAUUAUGUCGACUAAUGACUCCAAGGCGCCCUUGCGCCAAGUAAAACGGGUGCAGUUCGGUAUAUUGUCACCUGAUGAAAUCCGUCGAAUGUCCGUCACAGAAGGUGGCGUACAGUUUGCUGAGACAAUGGAAGGUGGCCGACCCAAAUUGGGUGGUCUAAUGGACCCGCGUCAAGGUGUAAUCGAUCGAACGUCUCGUUGUCAAACAUGCGCUGGCAAUAUGACGGAGUGCCCCGGACAUUUUGGACAUAUCGACUUGUCCAAACCAGUUUUUCACAUUGGUUUUAUAACAAAGACUAUAAAGAUAUUGCGUUGUGUGUGCUUUUACUGCUCUAAAAUGUUAGUAUCGCCACAAAAUCCAAAAAUAAAGGAGAUUGUGAUGAAAUCGAAGGGACAGCCACGUAAGCGUCUGGCAUAUGUGUACGAUUUAUGUAAGGGUAAAACUGUGUGCGAGGGUGGAGAGGAUAUGGAUAUGGCAAAAGAUGGACAACAGGCGGAUCCCAAUAAAAAGCAAGGCCACGGUGGCUGUGGUCAUUAUCAACCAUCACUUAGACGUAGCGGGUUAGAGUUAACGGCUGAAUGGAAGCAUGUAAAUGAGGACUCGCAGGAAAAGAAAAUUGUAGUUUCUGCAGAGCGUGUUUGGGAAAUCCUGAAACACAUAACAGAUGAAGAAUGUUUCAUUCUGGGCAUGGAUCCCAAAUAUGCUCGUCCCGAUUGGAUGAUUGUAACUGUGUUACCCGUUCCACCACUAUCGGUACGACCGGCAGUCGUUAUGUUUGGUGCAGCUAAGAAUCAGGACGAUUUAACACACAAGUUGGCUGAUAUUAUUAAAGCCAAUAAUGAAUUGAAGAAGAACGAGGGCACAGGCGCAGCAGCGCAUGUUAUUCAAGAGAAUAUAAAAAUGCUGCAAUUCCAUGUCGCAACGUUGGUGGACAACGACAUGCCUGGUAUGCCCCGUGCUAUGCAAAAAUCUGGAAAACCACUCAAAGCUCUUAAAGCGCGCUUGAAGGGCAAAGAAGGUCGUAUUCGUGGCAAUUUGAUGGGUAAGCGUGUCGACUUCUCGGCACGUACUGUCAUCACACCAGAUCCCAACUUGCGUAUUGACCAAGUCGGUGUGCCGCGUUCCAUUGCACAAAAUCUAACAUUUCCAGAACUGGUGACGCCUUUUAAUAUCGAUCGUAUGCAGGAGCUAGUACGUCGAGGUAAUUCACAAUACCCUGGUGCAAAAUACAUUGUACGUGAUAACGGCGAACGUAUAGAUUUACGUUUCCAUCCCAAGCCAUCAGAUUUGCAUUUACAAUGUGGCUACAAAGUAGAAAGGCAUUUACGUGAUGACGAUUUGGUUAUUUUCAAUCGUCAGCCAACUUUGCAUAAAAUGAGUAUGAUGGGCCAUCGUGUAAAAGUAUUGCCCUGGUCUACAUUCCGUAUGAAUUUAUCCUGUACUUCACCUUACAAUGCUGAUUUUGACGGCGACGAAAUGAACUUGCAUGUACCACAAUCUAUGGAAACGCGCGCUGAGGUUGAAAAUAUUCAUAUUACCCCUCGUCAGAUUAUCACACCACAGGCUAACAAACCCGUCAUGGGUAUUGUGCAGGAUACCCUUACAGCUGUACGUAAAAUGACAAAGCGUGAUGUAUUUAUCACACGCGAACAGAUGAUGAACUUGCUUAUGUUCUUACCCACAUGGGAUGGCAAAGUGCCACAGCCAUGUAUUUUGAAACCGCGUCCCCUUUGGACGGGCAAACAACUCUUCUCAUUGAUUAUUCCUGGCAACGUGAAUAUGAUACGUACACAUUCUACCCAUCCAGACGACGAGGAUGAAGGUCCAUACAAAUGGAUCUCACCCGGUGACACAAAAGUAAUGGUCGAACAUGGUGAAUUGAUCAUGGGUAUUCUAUGUAAAAAGACACUAGGUACUUCUGCUGGAUCCUUGCUGCAUAUUUGUUUCUUAGAAUUGGGUCAUGAAAUCGCUGGUCGUUUCUACGGCAACAUUCAAACUGUAAUUAAUAAUUGGUUAUUGCUCGAAGGCCACAGCAUUGGUAUUGGUGACACAAUUGCCGAUCCUCAGACAUAUACAGAAAUUCAGACAGCCAUCAAAAAGGCCAAAGACGAUGUCAUAAACGUUAUUCAAAAAGCGCACAACAUGGAAUUGGAGCCAACACCAGGUAAUACCUUGCGUCAAACUUUCGAGAAUCAAGUAAAUCGUAUUCUAAAUGAUGCUCGUGACAAAACUGGUGGAUCAGCUAAGAAAUCGCUGACAGAAUAUAAUAACUUAAAGGCUAUGGUGGUGUCGGGUUCUAAAGGUUCCAACAUUAAUAUCUCACAGGUUAUUGCUUGUGUGGGUCAACAGAACGUCGAGGGUAAACGUAUACCAUACGGUUUCCGUAAGCGCACAUUGCCACAUUUCAUUAAAGACGAUUACGGUCCUGAGUCGCGUGGCUUCGUCGAAAAUUCGUAUCUCGCCGGCUUAACACCUUCAGAAUUCUAUUUCCACGCUAUGGGUGGUCGUGAAGGUCUUAUCGAUACUGCUGUCAAAACUGCUGAAACUGGUUAUAUUCAACGUCGUCUCAUAAAGGCUAUGGAGUCUGUUAUGGUUAACUAUGAUGGUACGGUGCGUAAUUCUGUGGGUCAGCUAAUUCAGUUGCGUUACGGCGAGGACGGUUUGGCUGGUGAAACAGUAGAGUUUCAGAAUUUGCCAACUGUCAAAUUAUCUAAUAAAGCAUUUGAGAAGCGAUUCAGAUUUGAUUGGUCUAAUGAGCGUUAUAUGCGCAAAGUUUUCACGGAUGAGGUGAUCAAAGAGCUGAGUGAGAGCGGUAAUGCGUUGCCAGAGUUGGAAAUCGAGUGGGAUCAGUUAUGUCACGAUCGUCAAGCCUUGCGUGAAAUUUUCCCCAAUGGCGACUCAAAGGUAGUACUACCGUGUAACUUGCAGCGUAUGAUUUGGAAUGUGCAGAAAAUUUUCCACAUUAACAAACGCUUGCCAACAGAUCUCUCGCCUUUGCGUGUUAUUAAUGGCGUGCGUGAUUUACUGCAACGCUGCGUUAUAGUGGUGGGCAAUGAUCGUCUCUCCAAACAGGCCAACGAGAACGCCACGUUGCUGUUUCAAUGUUUAGUUCGUUCCACACUUUGUACUAAAUAUGUAGCAGAAGAGUUUCGUCUGUCAACAGAAGCCUUCGAAUGGUUGAUUGGUGAAAUUGAGACACGCUUCCAACAAGCGCAGGCAAAUCCCGGCGAGAUGGUAGGCGCUUUGGCUGCGCAGAGUUUGGGUGAACCCGCUACACAGAUGACACUGAACACUUUCCAUUUUGCUGGUGUGUCUUCGAAGAACGUAACAUUGGGUGUGCCGCGUCUAAAAGAAAUUAUCAACAUAUCCAAGAAACCAAAGGCGCCUUCUCUAACUGUAUUCCUGACAGGUGGUGCGGCGCGUGAUGCAGAAAAGGCAAAGAAUGUAUUGUGUCGAUUGGAACAUACCACGCUACGCAAGGUUACUGCUAAUACAGCAAUUUACUAUGAUCCUGAUCCCCAAAGAACAGUAAUAUCUGAGGAUCAGGAAUUCGUCAACGUCUAUUACGAGAUGCCUGAUUUUGAUCCGACACGUAUUUCGCCAUGGUUGCUGCGUAUUGAAUUGGAUCGUAAACGUAUGACUGAUAAGAAAUUGACUAUGGAACAAAUCGCAGAAAAGAUUAACGCCGGCUUUGGUGACGAUUUGAAUUGUAUUUUCAAUGACGAUAACGCCGACAAAUUGGUGCUACGUAUACGUAUAAUGAACAAUGAAGAAACUAAGUUCCAAGAUGAGGACGAGGCUGUCGAUAAAAUGGAGGACGAUAUGUUCUUGCGUUGCAUUGAAGCAAACAUGCUUUCAGACAUGACAUUGCAGGGCAUCGAAGCCAUUGGCAAGGUGUAUAUGCAUUUGCCGCAAACGGACAGCAAAAAGCGUAUAGUCAUAACGGAGACAGGAGAAUUCAAGGCCAUUGGAGAAUGGUUAUUGGAAACUGAUGGUACUUCAAUGAUGAAAGUACUCUCUGAACGCGAUGUGGAUCCGGUGCGUACAUCGUCUAACGAUAUUUGUGAGAUUUUCCAAGUGUUGGGUAUCGAAGCUGUGCGUAAGUCAGUUGAAAAAGAAAUGAACGCUGUUCUACAGUUCUAUGGCUUGUACGUGAACUAUCGUCAUUUGGCCUUGUUGUGUGACGUAAUGACGGCUAAGGGCCAUUUGAUGGCUAUUACUCGCCACGGUAUUAACCGGCAGGACACUGGUGCACUUAUGCGUUGCUCAUUCGAAGAAACCGUUGAUGUGUUAAUGGACGCUGCAGCGCAUGCGGAGACGGAUCCGAUGAGAGGUGUGUCCGAGAACAUUAUUAUGGGCCAGCUGCCGCGUAUGGGCACCGGUUGCUUUGAUCUGCUACUGGAUGCAGAAAAGUGUCGUUACGGCAUCGAAAUCCCCAGCACAUUGGGAUCAAGCAUGAUUGGUGGUUCGGCAAUGUUCUUCGGUGCUGGCUCUACACCAAGCAUGACACCACCAAUGACUCCGUGGGUACAGUGUGGCACUCCGCGUUAUUUCUCGCCAUCUGGACAAAUGGCCGGCAUGACACCUGGUGGCCCCAGUUUUUCACCAUCAGCUGCUUCUGAUGCAUCUGGCAUGUCGCCUAGUUGGUCUCCUGCCCAUCCUGGCUCAUCACCCAGCUCGCCAGGUCCUUCGAUGUCACCAUAUCUACCACCGUCGCCCAGUGUUUCCCCAUCGUACUCGCCCACUAGUCCGAAUUAUACCGCUUCGUCACCGGGCGCAGCUUCUCCGAAUUACUCACCAACAAGUCCUAAUUAUUCGCCCACAAGCCCACUUUAUCCGGCCACAAGUCCACGUUAUUCAACUACACCGAAUUUUGCACCACAAUCAACCGGUUACUCACCGUCAACUAGCGGUUAUUCGCCCACUUCUCCCGUCUAUUCGCCCACUUCGAACUAUCAGUCGUCCAGUCCGUCUUUCUCAGGCAGUGGCACAAACAUGUAUUCGCCUGGUAGUGCUUAUUCACCAACUUCAUCCAAUUACUCGCCGAAUUCGCCAAGUUAUUCGCCAACAUCACCAUCUUACUCUCCUUCGAGCCCAUCGUACUCGCCAACUUCACCUUGCUAUUCGCCAACAUCUCCUUCGUACUCGCCUUCGUCACCAAACUAUACACCCGUUACACCAUCUUAUUCGCCUACUUCUCCCAAUUAUUCGGCCUCACCACACUAUUCACCCGCUUCGCCUGCAUACUCGCAAACCGGUGUCAAAUAUUCACCCACUUCACCAACUUAUUCACCACCUUCGCCAUCGUAUGAUGGCUCUCCGGGUUCACCACAAUAUACACCGGGUUCGCCGCAGUACUCGCCGGCUUCACCGAAAUAUUCGCCAACAUCGCCACUUUAUUCUCCGAGCUCGCCGCAACAUUCACCGGCCAAUCAAUACAGUCCAACUGGAUCUAGCUACUCGGCUACAAGUCCACGCUACUCACCCAAUAUGUCGAUCUAUUCGCCUAGUAGCACUAAAUAUUCACCAACAUCUCCAACGUACACGCCCACAGCUAGAAACUAUUCACCAACAUCGCCGAUGUAUUCACCAACGGCGCCCUCACAAGGCUACAGUCCAACCAGUCCAGCAUAUUCGCCGAGUAGUCCAACUUUUGAGGAAAGCGAUGAUUAAGAAAGUCGUCUGUAAAGACUUUUGAGGCGUUUAAAGUAGUUGGCACAAUGCCAUACCCGCAAAAAUAUUCUAUUUGAUAUCCAUAUAAAAAUAUUUGUAUAGCAUUUAAGACUAAUCGUUCGAUUUCAAUGUAUAAUCAAAUUAUAAUUGUAUUGCAAUCAUUUGUAAUAAAGCGUAAAUUUGAGAGAGAAAGCUCUCUUAAAUCGCA